This is a messenger RNA of Carassius gibelio (silver crucian carp), 2498 nucleotides long. It is a transcript of the gene dbnlb, whose product is annotated as drebrin-like b. Bases 152 to 1576 code for a protein of 474 amino acids. Gene Ontology annotation, molecular function: actin filament binding. Gene Ontology annotation, cellular component: site of polarized growth; postsynaptic density; lamellipodium. NCBI's taxonomy places the organism in Eukaryota, Metazoa, Chordata, Actinopteri, Cypriniformes, Cyprinidae. The transcript is spliced from 15 exons. The record is from RefSeq and is a predicted model, not a curated record. Gene Ontology annotation, biological process: regulation of actin filament polymerization; postsynaptic actin cytoskeleton organization; neuron projection morphogenesis.
GGGUUCGUAAGGUCGCUCCAGGGAGGAGUGAGAGCUACGUGAUGUGUCUCUGCGUGCUUCCUGUCUGCGAGAGAUCCCCAUCUACCCCCGGAGUCCACUGCUGCGUCUGUCCCCGGCGUCGGACGGUCAAAACCCCACAGGUUUCCUCAUCAUGUCUGUGAACCUGAGCAAAAACGGUCCAGCUCUGACCGCGGCCUACAAGGAGGUGGUGGAUGAGAAGUCGCAGACUAACUGGGCUCUCUUCACCUAUGAGGGGAACACCAAUGACAUCCGGCUGGCAGAGAAAGGAGACGGUGGUCUGGAGGAGUUGGUGGAGGAGCUGAACAGUGGGAAGGUGAUGUACGCUUUCUGCCGUGUUGAAGACCCCAACUCUGGCCUUCCCAAAUACGUCCUCAUCAACUGGACCGGUGAAGGUGUAAAAGAUGCCAGAAAAGGCCAGUGUGCAAACCAUGUGAGCUCCAUGGCCAACUUCCUUAAGGGAGCUCACGUGACGAUAAACGCACGGGCGGAGGAAGACGUGGAGCCUGAAGCCAUCAUGCAGAAAGUGGCCAAAGCCUCAGGAGCCAACUACAGCUUUCACAAAGAGUCCAAUCGCUUCAGAGACAGCGGGCCGCAGGGGCCUGUGGGAUCCGUUUACCAGAAGACUAACGCCAUGUCUGAAAUCAAGAGAACCAACAAAGACACUUUCUGGGCCCAGGCAGAGAAAGAUGAGGAGAAGCGUCUUCAGGAGGAGAAGAGAAGGGCAGCAGAAGAGAGACAGCGGCUAGAGAAAGAGAGGAAGGACCGAGAGGUUAAGGAAGCAGAGUUACGGGAAAAGCAAGCAAAAGAGAGGGCGUCACAGAUAGAUGAACAAAGGAAGUAUCAGCAGAAGCAGGAGGCAGAAAAUCGAGGCCAGCAGAAACAGCAAUGGGAGGAGGAGGAGAGGAAGCAGACAGCACAGAAACCCUUUAGACGCGGAGAGUCGGUGGAAAAAGCCAACGAAGCCGCGGCUCUCGUCUCCCAGCGCUCCGUUAAUCCCAGAGAAAUGUUCAGACAGAGAGAGAUGGGCAUCAACCCUGCUAACACAGACAAUACUCAGUCCAGUCCAAAACCAGGGCGGUUGAACAGCCCUUUUCUAUCCAAGCAGUCAUGUGACCCAGAGCCAUUUCGCUCUCCCGUGCGUCAGGCCUCACCUUUACGAGCCAGAGAGCCCAGUUUUGAAGAGCAACCCAGAUGUCAUUAUGUGGAACCAGAGCCAGAACCUGAGCCAGAGUAUGAAGAUGUACAAGCGGUCACUGAUAAUUAUGAAAUGCCUGUAGAACAAAAGCAGCCUCAAUAUGAAGCAGUAGUGGAACAAGACGCCAUCUAUGAGGAUCCAACACAGGUGGAGGAGGAGAACACGUAUGAUACGGCAGGAGACCGCGGUGUCUGCGCCAGGGCUCUGUAUGACUACCAGGCUGCUGAUGACACCGAGAUCUCGUUUGACCCAGAUGACAUCAUCACUGGCAUCGAGAUGAUCGAUGAAGGCUGGUGGCGAGGAUACGCACCCGAUGGCCGCUUCGGCAUGUUCCCGGCAAACUACGUGGAGCUCAUCUAACGCAGCUCAACACCCCCCCCACCCACGAGAAUCAGACUGAAUUAAUUGUCCCACAUAGAUUUCAAUCUCUACUAUAUAUUUGAUUGAAAAGACUAGAAUUAAAUUCACGGACCAAAACGGUGACGAUCAUGUAUUUCAACCCUGAAUUUUCAUACUGUACUGAUACUUUUGUGUUGUUCAUUUUAGUUCAUUUCAAGCUAUAAUUUCUGUGACAUUCCCGUGACAUGCAAAUAUCCCUUUGAGACUUUUCUUAGUGUUUCUGAAGACAUUCCUUUUGAACGUUUCAUUGGUGCAGAUGUUUGUGGUAGCCGGUCCUGUUUUGCCUCGGUUUCUGCCUUCUUUUCUCCACAAGUUUGCUGAGGUCAGCCUGAAAUCAAUCGAUCGAUCAAUCGAGACGAGUUUAUUUGCUGUGUUCUAUAUGGCACGUGUUUCAAAUCCAGAAAGCAGCUUCAGUGGUUGAAUAUUAUUACGUUUCUUGAUAUUAGGCGUGCAGUGAGAACCGCUGAGGCCACAGCUUUUCCCGUCUGCUCAGAACUGUGGAGAACAUUAAUACUGUGAUUUUUAAGGCUUCAGGGAGCCAUCAUUCUCUCAUUAUCUUGCCUUUGGGUCACAGGCCGGGAUCUGGAUGCCACUUAGAUGCCGAGGCUCAAAGAGAAAGAUCACGUCAGGUUUAUUUCGACCCAGUCAUCCACUUUACUGUCAGUGCUGUGCCAAUAUGAGAGCGAGGGGAGAAGUGUUUUUGAGGAAAUGUUUGAGGUUUCAUUUUUAACAGCGCGGUGUGGAAAAACAUCAAACAUCUCCGAGUCAUUCAGCAGAGCCGUAGUUCCUCUCUAGAGCUCAUUGUGAAUAUCUAACAUGUCUGGACACCGUCGUAACUUCAGUUAAAAGAAUAAAUAAAUGAGAGUUUUAAGACUGAACGAAA